Molecule: messenger RNA, 1947 nt
Organism: Entamoeba nuttalli P19
Lineage: Eukaryota; Evosea; Mastigamoebida; Endamoebidae
Exons: 2
Coding region: 1-1947 (648 amino acids)
Biological process (GO): DNA damage response; protein dephosphorylation
Cellular component (GO): protein phosphatase 4 complex; nucleoplasm
Molecular function (GO): protein phosphatase activator activity
Source: RefSeq, a predicted model, not a curated record
AUGGGUGAACAAAGUAUAGAAACAAAAGCCAAUGAAGAUAAUCAAAGUAAGAAACAACUUGUUAAAGUCUUUCGGUUAAAAGAAAAUGAUUGGGUUGAAAUUGGGAUUGGUAUAUUUAAUGUAGAGAUUAAUGAUGAUAGUGUACUUAUUGAGGUUUUUUCUGAAAAUAAUGAAAACAAAUUAUCAACAGAGGGAGAAAGAAAAGAAAUUGAUAAAAAUGACUAUGUCCCAGACAAAAUUAUAUGUGUUAGACUGAUUAAAGGAGAUGCAUUUGAAAAACAAAAUGAUAAAGUAAUUCAAAUACAAGGUAAGGCAUUUUCUAAUGAAUACGCAUUAUCAUUUCUUGACAAAAAUUUAUGUAAUGAGUUAUGUCAUAACCUUAUUGAGAUUGGUGUUAGAUCAAUAACUGAUGGACCACUUUCAUUUACAGAAGAAAAUAUUAAAGAAAUAAGAGAUCUUGCAAUUACUUCAUUAGCAUCACGUAAUACGUCAAUCUUAUUUGAAAAGUUAACACUACAAGAGAUUAUAAAUGGAUUAAUAAAAUUCUCUAAAACGAUAAAUGAUACUACAAAGAAAGAUAUAGUUGAGUCUAUCUUCAUUUUUGUUAAAGUAUUAUUAUUAUUACCUGAUGAAAAAAUUUCAGAUGAAAUAUAUCAACUUUCAACACUAAAAGCAUUAUUUGUAAUAUUAUCAUAUGACCCUCAAAUACCACAAACAAAUCGUAUUUAUUUUUUUGAUGAUUUCAAAACAAAAUUAACUGGUAUUAAAGAAAUUGUUGAACGGUCAUUUGCUGUAAAAAAUUUGGUUGAAUAUGCUUUUGCAUUAACUUAUUUCAGAGACAUUGUUGUGGCACGGUUUUCAGAUGAAUCAAUUGGGACACCUAUUAAUAUUCGACUGAGUAAUACACAACGAAAAAUUUUAGAAGAGUCAAUAAAAGAUCAAAUAUUUCAAAAACUUAUUAAGAAAUAUGAGACUAAUAAUGAUAAAGAGUCAAGAAGAGGAAUUAGUAUUACUAUUAAACAAUAUUGUUCUACACUAAUUUUAUAUCCUCUCUCUGCAAGGGAAGAACGUGCUAAAUCAAUUCUUGAAACUGGAAUAUUAACUACAAUAUUCAAAGGUUUAAAUGAAGAAUAUAAAGGAUAUUACUUAGACUCAUUAACAAUAUUAUUUGAAUCAGGAAGUAAUGUUGCUAUAUUACUAAUGGAAAAUGGAUUACUUGAACAAAUAGUUAGAAGUGGAAUUUAUCAACAGGGAUCUUAUUUAUAUGGUAUUUUCUCAUUUUUACAAAAUAGUACUAUCGCUUAUGAUGGUGUCAUAAAAUACCAAACACUUCUUUGUGAACAAUUUAUUCCAUUAAUCAUGAAUAUUUUAAUGGAACCAUUAAAUACUCAAGAAAAAUAUACUAAAGAAGUUUUAGGAAAAUACCUUGAACGGUUCUCAUCACUUUUAUUGAAUUUUAUUAAGUUACCAACUCCUAAUGUUCUUCCAUAUAUUAUUCAAACCCAAAUAUUUGAAAAACUAUUGAAAGUAUUAUCUGAAACUACUGACUGUGCACAAGCAAAUAUUAUCUGUACAUUAAAAGAUAUUUGUAAAUUAAAUAAUAAUGAAAUAACACAAUUACUAAUUGGUAGUGGAAUGCUUGUGAUUAUUAAAGACAUUAAAAGUGAUUUACCAAAAAUAUGUUAUCCAGCCGUUGACGAAAUACUUACAAUGUUUAGCCACGAACCAGUAAUUACACAAGUCAAAAAAGAAAAUAUAGUUAGUGGAUUAGCUCAUUUAGCGUAUGAAGGAAUUAAACGACCAAUUGAUGAAAAAGAAGUAAUUGUAUUGAUGGAAGAGUGUUCUCCUUUAAAAAGAGAAAGUAAAAAGCAUAAAGAAAUUAAACUUAUCAAAAGAAUAGAAGAGCUUCAACCAAAAGAAAUUAAAGAAGUAAAUAAUAAAGAGUAA